UCAUUAUCAUGUUAACUCCAUCUCAUCUUAGUCUGAGACUUCACAGAUGGUGUGUGUGUGUGUGUGUGUGUGUGUGUGUGUGUGUGUGUGUGUGUGUGUGUGUGUGUUUGUGUGUGUGUGGAGGGGCACAAAGGACUGGGGGAUGGGGUGCAUUUAAUGAAGCCCAGAUGAGAAGAAUCCCAAAAGGGGGUCGACAAGGGUUUGGUUACAGAACUUUCAAAUGUGGCUCUCUUUGCUCUUUUUUUGUUAACUCCCUAGGCUCCACCCAACAGCACCUCUUUGUAUGUGUGUGAGUGUGCAUGUGUGUGUGUAUGUGUAUGUGUGUUUGUGAGUGUACGUGUGUGUGUGUGUAUGUGUGUGUGUGUGUGUGUGUGUGUGUGUGUUUGUGUGUGUACGUGUGUGUGUGUGUGUGUGUGUUUGUGUGCUACUUACAUAACCCUGUGAUUUCAAGUCAGCGCCUGUCUCGCCUGCAAACAAAGGGAGACAAUGAAUUUAUUUCAGUAAAAGAAGAAUUCACAGACAAUCUGCAUCCUUUGUCCUGCAACAUGAUAUGUCUGUUAUACAAUGUCAAAUAAGUCAAUCUAGGUCAGUCAUUCAUUGAAGCCAUUGUACAUUUUUCUGUUGCUGCACAGAACAACUGAACUGCAACACCUCAGGGCUUUUUAGAGAAAGUAAAAGUGUUUUAACUGUGACAUUCUUAAAUAUCACUGCUAUCAAUGCAAAACAUAUUUCCUGCAAUUAUCACAUCCAGCUAAUUCUACAAUGGAAUGACAUAUUAUACCAAGGGGAGUUUAUCAUCAGAUUUUGUUACUGUUUAAGUCCAACUCUGAUUCUCUCCGGACAAUUUAAUUGUUAAAAAACAUAGAAAUGAGUUCUUAGUGUUUCGGAGGCUUUCUGUUGAUCUGAGAACAACCGAGUCAUUCUGAGCAACACUUAAAUAUGUACUGCGAUUAUUAUAUCUAGUAAGUGCAAUUAAUGCUUUUUCUGACUUAAGUUUAGCAGGAGUGCAUCUAAUCUUGUUUCUGGUUGUGUAAUUGUGUUGUUUUAAGAGGGGUGAGGUGUUCCCAUGCCAUAUGCUAUUAACUGUUAACUAACAGCUUUUUCAAUAGUCCAUGUGUUUCUGAGCUCUUGCGAUGGUGGAGGGAAAAGGAGAGAGGUGUUGUAAAACCCCAUUAUGUAUCACCUCUCCCUUUCCCUCUCCUCCUCCUUCCCUUCAGUCGUUCAUCUUCACCAACCGACCCCCCCUUUUCCAUCCACAUGUGCCAGUUGUGUAACCGCUGUAUUUUGUAAGCCGGUGGAUGAGGGCCAGGGAGUCUUUUUGUAAUGCAAAAGCAAGGGGGGAGGGAGGAGGAGGAGGGGGAAGACACAGAAGGAGGGAUGAGGGGGGGCAGGAGUCUGCAGGAUAUAAGGAGCCUCUGCUCAGCUACAUCACCUCACAUCCCACUGAAAUUCACCCGUCGCUGCUGGAGCCUAGAACACAAAGGCAGAAAGAAACAUGAAUAACUCACUGCUGAAGAUGCUGGGCACCUUGAUGUGCGUCCUGGCCGCCUGUGCCCAAGUCGUGCCUGUUAAAGACUUCAACCUGGAGAAGAUGGCAGGCAAGUGGUUCAUUGUCGGUUUUGCCACCAACGCUCCGUGGUUUGUGAACCACAAGGCAGGAAUGAAAGUGGGCACUGCCAUAUUUGCACCAACUACUGAAGGAGACCUGGAUCUGUCUUAUGCCAACCUGAAUGCUGAUGGUAGCUGCUGGAGAAUGACUCACCUUGCUCAUAAAACGGAAACUCCUGGACGCUUCACCUUCCACAGCCAGGUUUGGAACAAUGACAACGACAUGCGCAUUGUUGAGGUCCAGUAUGAAGAGUACGCCGUUGUUCACACCAUCAAGACAAAGGAGGGAGUGUCCGAGGUCCUCAAUAAGCUCUACAGUCGCACUCAGGUGGCCAGCGCUAACCUGCGAGAGAGGUUCACUAAGUUCUCAGAGGAGACUGGCAUCUUGACCGACAACAUCGUUAUCCUGCCUGAAAAUGCUGAAUGUCCACCGGUCUGAGGAGUCCCCCACCGUCCUCUGUCUUUCAUUCUCUCACUGUGACGUCUGCUGCAUUUUGCUGCCGUUCCUGCUGCGAACCAAAGAAUCCAUCCGAAUCCUCUCCUCAAACUGCAUCAACAGUGGCAUUAGAGAGGAACAAUAAAAACCUGACUAGUGAGACAAUGCUUUUGUUAAUGCUUUUUUGUUUUUUUACUGAUUUGUCUUUUGGAAAUGAACUCAAGUACAAUAAAAUUGAUAAAACAAAAACAA
This is a messenger RNA of Limanda limanda (common dab), 2296 nucleotides long. RefSeq names its product lipocalin-like. The record is from RefSeq and is a predicted model, not a curated record. Gene Ontology annotation, molecular function: small molecule binding. The transcript has 6 exons. NCBI's taxonomy places the organism in Eukaryota, Metazoa, Chordata, Actinopteri, Pleuronectiformes, Pleuronectidae. Bases 1496 to 2047 code for a protein of 183 amino acids.